Trachemys scripta elegans is the source of this 2016-nucleotide messenger RNA. It is a transcript of the gene WDR97, whose product is annotated as WD repeat domain 97. NCBI's taxonomy places the organism in Eukaryota, Metazoa, Chordata, Testudines, Emydidae. Bases 2 to 1852 code for a protein of 616 amino acids. The transcript has 6 exons. Gene Ontology annotation, molecular function: protein binding. The record is from RefSeq and is a predicted model, not a curated record.
GAUGAAGAAGGAAGAGCUGAAGGCUGCCCAGUUGACCCACGGCCUCCAGCACCUGCGUCACCUCAGCUUCCCGCAGCCCGUGCGCCACGUUGCCUACAACAGCAGCACCAGCCUCUUUGUGGUCCUGGACGCGGAGAGCCAGCUGCACCUGCACAAGGAGGACGGCUGGUUCAGCCAUGGCACCCAGGCCCCGGAGCCCAUCGCGGGCUUGCUGUACGCCACCCAGGUCAACAAGUACGUGGCCUGGGACCAGGGCAGCCUGCAGGUGCUGGGCCCAGCCUUCGAGGUCCUCUCCAAAGUGCUGGCCCCGCAUGGCAUCUGUUGCUGCCGCUACAGCCCAGAGCUCAAUCAGGUGGUGACAGCUGGAGCGGGCAGCCUGUCCAUCUGGGCCUUCCGCUAUGGAUUCUCCCAGCUGCAGUGCCAGGCCACCGUGCAGCAGGGCCUGUCCCCUCGCGACACCUUCACCCGGCUGGCCCUGGACACCCGCGUCCCCCAGAAAUGCUUUGCUGCCUGCGGCACCGGGGUUGCUGUCUUCAACAUCUCCCAGGGGGAGCUACUGACCUUCCAGAGGGACCUUCACAACAGGGCCAUCACUGACAUCGUCUAUUGCGAGGCAGGGGCGUGCGUGGUGACGGCUUCCCGCGACACCACCAUCAAGGUCUGGGACGAGAAGUGGCUGAUCCAGACAAUCUUCGUGGGACACACUGGGCCUGUGACCGCUGUGACCAUCUACCCCCAGGGACCCCUCAUCCUCUCUGCCUCCCAGGACGGCACCAUUCGCACCUGGAACCUGCAGACCAUCGACCAGGUGGAUGAAGUGCAUGUGGCCGAGGUGGUGGAGCAUCUGCAGACGCACCCAGAGGGCGGGUACGUGGUCUCGCUGACCGGCUCCACCAUGGACCUUUGGAAGGUCAACCAGCUCUAUUCCCUGCACACCCGGCUGGGUGCCGCCGUGACGCGCCUCUGUACCAUCGACCUGAGUGCCGUGGGCAGCUUCCCAGUGCGGGCUGUGUGCGCGUGCCAGGACUCCACCGUGCGGCUCGUGGCCGCGCACACCGGCCGCAUCCUCUCCACCCUGCUGCUGGACAGGCCCUGCCAGGCCGUGGAGGUGGCCUACUGUCUGCCCAAGGAGACCCUGUUCGUGCUGCUGGAGCUGGGCCAGCUCCUGAGGGUGAACGCCGCGGUCAACCCCAUGAGCGUCAAGAAGAUGGUGGCGCCCUGGAGCGAGUCGGCACGGCCCUGCUGCCUGCUCGUCUACAGCCAUAUCGUGGACCCCAAGAAGGCCUAUGCGCAAUGGCGGGAGAUCGUGGAGCAGAAAGGGGACAAGAAGUCCUGGGCACGGCUCCCGCUAAAGCUGCAGGACAAAAACAGGUACCUGCUAGUGCUGGGACAGGAGGACGGCUCGCUCUGCGUGCUCCGGUGGUUCACCGGGCGUGUUCAGUACCAGGUGGAGGCUCACGGCUCGGAGAGGGUGACCGCGCUGGCUGCCUACCCCCACGACACCUGGAUCAUCUCAGCCGGUGGCGAUCGCACGGUGAAAGUCUGGCGCAUCUUCCCCUACAUUGACGAGUGCCUGACCCUGCUGCGGAGCUUCUCCUGCCAGCAUCCCGUGCUGCACAUGUGCCCGCUGGGCUCCACGCUGGGCACCGCCAUCCAGGACCCCGAGAGUGCCACCUACAGCAUCGUCCAGUACGACCUGCUGGCCCAGAGCCGCCAGGAGCACGGCCCCGAGGACGACCCGCUGGACGAGAUCACGGGCCUGUGCUGCUGUCCCACGCUGAAGCUCUUUGCGUCGGCCAGCAGGGAUGGGUCGGUGAAGGUCUGGAACGCCCAAAACCAGCUACUCAGGUGAGAGGCAGACGCUCCUAUCAAGCCAGCCAGCACGGCUUGUUGGGGUCUCUCCCCGGAUCCUGCCCAUGCUGCAGUCUCUGGGGGGACUUUGGGUGGGUCUCAUGGCCCAAGAUGUUAACAUGCCCCUGUCACUGACUGGAGCUGCACAGGGUGCUGGGGCCCCGA